Messenger RNA from Lampris incognitus (smalleye Pacific opah), 3472 nucleotides. It is a transcript of the gene cog4, whose product is annotated as component of oligomeric golgi complex 4. The transcript is spliced from 19 exons. The record is from RefSeq and is a predicted model, not a curated record. Lineage: Eukaryota; Metazoa; Chordata; Actinopteri; Lampriformes; Lampridae. The coding region runs from base 44 to 2365 and encodes 773 amino acids.
CGUCGCAAGUCCAAAACUCGCCAGCUGAGACGUCGCAGCGGACAUGGCCGAGUGUGGGGCCGUAGCGGCCAGACGAUGCGACUCUGCGGGUUUAUCUGCGGUAAACAUGGAGACCAUCUCCUCCCUGACGGAGCUGGAGGAUCUGGAGCGGGUCUACCAGCAGUUUUGUGACGAGGAGCGAGAGGUGGAAGCUGAGCUUGGAAAACUGGUGGGCCAACAGGGGAGCAUUCACAACAAGAUGCUAGCGCUGCAGAGGAUGGGCCCCAGUCUCCAGCUGAUUGGUGAAGAUGCCAGUCAGCUGUCCGGCAUGAUUACAUUUACCUGCAGCCUCGCUGAGAAUGUUAGCCGCAAGGUCCGGCAGUUAGACCUGGCUAAGACUCGUCUCUACAAGGUCAUCCAGCGGGCCGACGAUAUCCUUGAUCUGAAGUUCUGCACAGACGGAGUCCAGACGGCACUGCGUAAUGAAGACUAUGAACAGGCUGCUGCCCACAUCCAUCGCUACCUGUCUCUGGACCAGUCGGUCAUUGAGCUGAGCCGGCAGGGUGAAGAAAGCAGUGCGGUGGACGCCAGUCUGACCCUGCUUCAGGAAGCCGAACAGAAACUGAAAGUCAUUGUGGCCGAGCGGCUGGACGAGGCUGUGUCAGCGGUCGACCUGGUGCAGGUGGAGAGGUUUUUCAAAAUCUUCCCCCUGUUGGGGCUCCACCAGCAGGGCCUGGCCCGUUUCGGCCAGUACCUCUGCAGCCAGCUCGCCUCCAAAGCUGAGGAGAACCUGCUGCUAGCUACAAGUGGAGAUCUGGGCGAGAAGAGAGGGCCUCUCGUUUUUGCUGACACUCUGACGCUGUUACUAGAAGGCAUAGCUCGCGUUGUGGAAACUCACCAACCUAUUGUGGAAACGUACUACGGCCCCGGCCACCUGUACACGCUCAUCACUCACCUGCAGCAGGAGUGUGACCGGCAGGCCCAGAAAAUAGUCGACAAGUUCAUGCAGCAGAGGGACUUCCUCAACAAGUUUCAGAUUGUCCAGAACAGCAUGAUGAAGAGUGUGCCGUCGGAGAAGAUCGAGCCCAGGGAGCUGGACCCGGUGCUGGUGGAAGUGACCCUGAUGAACGCAAGGGCCGAGCUCUACGUGCGCUUUCUGCGUCGCCGUAUGAUGGCCGACUUUGAGGUGGGGGACGCCCAGAGCAUCACACAGGAACAUCAACAGAAUGUGGAGAAGCUGCUGAAACAUUGCUUGCUAAGCAGGACCAUGCAGGAACUAAUUGGCUACUACAUUCCUAUGGAGGAGUACUACAUGAGGGAGACUGUCAACAAGGCUGUUGCGAUGGAUACGUAUGAGAAAGGCCAGCUGACCUCCAGCAUGGUGGACGACUGUUUCUACAUCGUAAAGAAGUGCAUCAGCAGAGCUUUGUCCAGCUCCAACAUUGACUGCCUGUGCGCCAUGAUCAACCACUCGACCUCGGUGCUGGAGUCCGACUUCAGAGAGGUGUUGUACAAUAAGCUGAGGCAGGGCUUCCCCGCCACCACGCUGCAGGACAUCCAGCGGGGGGUCAGCAGCGCCGUGAGUCUGAUGCAGAGCAGCUUGCAGCAGGGCAAGUUCAACGCACUCGGCAUCGAGAGCGCCGAGCACGCCAAGGCUGCGUUCCUGGUGACGCUGAAUAACGUCGAAGUGUGUGGCGAAAACAUCACAACGUUGAAGAGGAACCUGGAGAACGACUGCUCCAAGCUGUUUGUGGCGGGCACCGGUUGUGGCGAACAGGCGAAGAUUGACAGCUGCUUGUCGGACCUCGUCAACACGUCCAGCAAGUUCAAGGAUCUGUUACAGGAGGGCCUGACUGAGUUGAACACCACAGCCGUCAAACCGCAGGUGAAACCCUGGAUCAGCAGUUUCCUGUCCAUCUCACACAAUAUUGAAGAGGAAGAAUUUCACGAGUACGAGGCCAACGAUCCCUGGGUGCAGCAGCUCAUUGUUAACCUGGAGCAACUCAUGACAGAGUUCAAGAUGGCCCUCUCUCCCGUCAUCUACGACAUGCUGACCAGCCUGAUGACCAGCCUGAUAUCCAUCGAAAUGGAGAAGACGGUCUUCAAGUGCACUUUCAGCAGGCUCGGAGGGCUGCAGUUUGAUAAAGAGCUGCGGUCUCUUGUGGCCUACCUCACAACGGUGACCACUUGGACGAUACGGGAUAAGUUUGCUCGCCUCACACAAAUGGCCACCAUCCUCAACUUGGAACGGGUAACAGAGAUCCUGGAUUACUGGGGUCCAAACUCUGGCCCCCUGACCUGGCGUCUGACCCCGGCUGAGGUGCGUCAGGUUCUGGCUUUACGGAUCGACUUCCGCAGCGAGGACAUCAAGCGGCUGCGCCUGUAGCGUGGCGAGCUUCAACCGAGGGGCUCCCACCUCCCGGUGUGUUGAACUCACGAGGAACCACACAAAAUCCGUCUUUCUGUAAAUAGAUGUGAGCGGGACGUGGACAAAUGGACAGCGAUUUCUCGCAGGAAAGCGUCUGAUGGCUCGCCAAGAAGAUUUCCGCUGCCGGCGCCCCCCCCCCCGCCCGCUUCUGCUUUCCGUUCUCUGCCGAUGUCGCUCCGUAUUUCACACGUCCGCGGAGAUUCGCAGGGUGUUGGAAAACUGCUUUGGGAUUUGGGAGCGGUUGCAUGGGAAUAAUGGUGUGCGGUUACAGGUGAAUAUGUGAAAUGUAGGAUAUUAAUUAAGUCUCUCGAAUGUGUAAUUUUGCAGCAGCUGUGUCAUACUGGGAGCGCCAGCCAGCGAACCCGUAACCAGCUCGGCGAAACGCCCUGGGAAUGAGGAGCGGGGCUCUGCGGCCGGCGGCGGCGGCGCAGAGCAGUAAUGAACAUCAUUUCCAUUAGACUGACAGAAGCAGGUCAGACAGCUGAUCCAGCCUUCCUCAUUCAAUAUCUGAAUAGCUUCUUCUCUGCGGCGACGGUACACUUUUAACCUAAUAAAUUGAGAGGCGCGGCACAACGCCGCUGAUCUCUGCCUCUGCCAUCUGCCGAAUUUCCCGAAGUGCCGUCCUGCUGCCAUGCAAGACCUGUUCCAAUCUUUAAAAUACCGCACGCAUUCGUGCCGCUAAGCUUUAUUCGCCAGGUAGUUAAGCGUCAGAAGAGGGCCAUUUUCAUCAUUCUCGGCCCGAUACGCCGGCCUAAUCUGAAUCCUGCGUGCACCUGAGUGGUGGAGCGAGGCCGGUCAGCUGCCAGUCUGGUGCGAGAGAGCAAAAAAGCAUGUAGAUGUACGGGAUUUACAUAAUCCACAAGAGCCGGUUUUGGAGGUGGGGUGGGGGGUUUGAACUGUAUCGAGCGGCAUCACACACACGUAUCUUGCAAAAUAAGUAGGGAAUCAAAGAGACGGCAGGACGGCAGGAGUCGUUAGGAAAAGUGUGGCUUUAAUGUAAACACAACAUUCGAUUGGCUCAGCACAAACAUUCCACAUGAGAGCAACCAAUAAACUACAGAGUAA